Asparagus officinalis (garden asparagus) is the source of this 973-nucleotide messenger RNA. RefSeq names its product fasciclin-like arabinogalactan protein 12. The record is from RefSeq and is a predicted model, not a curated record. NCBI's taxonomy places the organism in Eukaryota, Viridiplantae, Streptophyta, Magnoliopsida, Asparagales, Asparagaceae.
ACACCAAAACCAAUCAAGUUAACAAACCAAAAAAUCAAAAUGACCAUGAGAAGCCUCUCAAUCUUCUUCUUCCUCCUCUUCACCCUCUCGACCAAAACCAAAGCCCAGCCCGCCGCAGCCCCGGCUCCUCCAGGCCCAACAAACAUAACGGCCAUCCUCGAAAAAGCCGGCCAGUUCACCACCCUCAUCCGCCUCCUGAAAACAACCCAAAUCGCCGAUCAAAUCAACAACCAACUCAACAACUCAAAAUCCGGCCUCACUCUCUUCGCGCCGACCGACAACGCGUUCUCCAGUCUACCCGCCGGCACUCUGAACUCCCUCACCGACCAGCAAAAGGUCUCUCUGAUCCAAUUCCACAUCCUCCCGAACGCGGAGUCCAUGUCUCAGUUCCAGACGGCUAGUAAUCCUCUGAGAACUCAAGCGGGAGAUUCGAACUUUCCGUUGAACGUGACGACGUCAGGGAACAGCGUGAACGUGUCGACGGGGAUCGUGAAUACGACGGUGUCGAACGCGCUGUAUUCGGACGGUCAGCUUUACGUGUACACUGUUGACAAGGUUUUGUUGCCGCGGAUUUUCAGGCCGUCAGUGCGACCGGCGGCCGGCGCCGGAGCGGCGAAGGGUAGGAAGAAGAAGGCGUCGCGGCUGUGGCUGAUGGCCGGCGGGGGCUAAGGAUACCGAUGCUUCGCCGGCGCGGCGGUUAACGGAGGGAAUUGGAGGAGGAUUGUUUUGGUCGCAGGUUUGAGUUUGGCCUGGUUGAACUUCUGACAGUACUGUAGUUGUUAGUAUUUCAUAAAUCAUUUUGAGAGGGAACUGGGAUUUGAGUGAAGGAUUGUGAUUCUAUUUUCCUUUUUCUUUUUUAUUUGAGAUGUACUUUAUCUGUGAUUGAUGCAUUUGAGAUUUUGAAUUGUUGCUUGAUUCUUAUGUAUUCUCCUAAUAAAUAAAUAGGAGAGGGUCCUAGAUUACCUACGGUUUA